Messenger RNA from Perca flavescens (yellow perch), 3628 nucleotides. It is a transcript of the gene dner, whose product is annotated as delta/notch-like EGF repeat containing. Gene Ontology annotation, biological process: heterophilic cell-cell adhesion; establishment or maintenance of epithelial cell apical/basal polarity. Lineage: Eukaryota; Metazoa; Chordata; Actinopteri; Perciformes; Percidae. The record is from RefSeq and is a predicted model, not a curated record. Gene Ontology annotation, molecular function: calcium ion binding. Bases 1 to 2328 code for a protein of 775 amino acids. The transcript has 13 exons. Gene Ontology annotation, cellular component: plasma membrane; protein-containing complex.
AUGAGGAUAAGUGUUUGCAUUGCGCCGGCAGGCUCCUGCCGCCGUCCCACACAGAUCGUACAGAGCUUCACACCCCCCUUGCUUAUGCUCCUCCUGCUCCUGAGCAGCAGCAGCAGCAGCAGCAUCGGGGCCAUCCCCUCUGCCUUCAAUCUGGCCCCGGACACCCCAGCCCCGGCCGAGCCCACCCCGACCCAGGCCACGCCUCGCCCGGACCCCUGCGAGGGACGACCCUGCCUCAACGGGGGGUCCUGCCUGGCCCUUCCAUCUGCUGGCAGGCCAGAGGACACCUGGGAGUACACCUGUACGUGCAGCGAGGGCUUCACAGGACGCAACUGUGAGUUUUUCACAGACCCGUGUGCCAGCAGCCCCUGUCUCCAUGGAAACUGCAGUCGGAGCGAUGGCGGGGAGGAGGGGGAGCCGGCCUACACCUGUGAGUGCACUGAAGGCUAUGAGGGGGAGAGGUGUGAUCAGAUCCUAUUGGACCUGCCAGCUGCCGACUGGGACCCCGCCACCCCCUCCGCUCCUGAACUGGCCACCCCCGUCGCCUCCACCACCACAGCUGCCACUCAGCCGCCACAGCCAACCACCAUCCCAUCCACCACAACGCCGCCAUCUCCCACUCUGCAGCCAUGGCAACCCAAACCUGGGCAAAGGCUGCUGGUGGUGCCGUGGGAGGCAGACAGGGUGACGGAGGGUCUGCACUGUGUGAGUCCUGAGCUGUGUGAGCUGACAUCAGGAACUCUGACUCUGUCUCUGGAAGUGCCUGAAGAGACGGCUGUAAAGGUGGUGGUGAACACCAGUGGAGCUCCAGUGCUGUGGCGUGUGAAUGAAGAGGGUUUCCUUCGUUCCUCCAUUUUGAACGGCACUACGAUGUGGUUCCUGCAGGCCCCUGAUGGACUGGUGGUGCCAGACCACUCACUGCCCCUGGGACAGAACUACUUCCUCAGUGUGUUGCGCGUGGGCGCCCCCACAGCCCCGGAGGUCACCCUGCGUCUCAACUUGACAUUGAAAGCCAGCAGCUGUGUGGAGCCGGGGAGCAGCUUCAGUGACCCUCAGUGCUCUGGGAAAGGCAAAUGUAUCACACAGCCCUCUGAGAGCACUUUCUUCUGUGAGUGUGAAGACAGCUACACUGGAAUCUUCUGUGAGGAAUUUGAUGCCUGCCACCGCCGACCUUGUCGCAACAAUGGCACAUGCACCGAUGUUAGACAGGGGGGUGAAGGACGCAACUUCACGUGCACCUGCCCACCAGGUUAUGAAGGGGAGCACUGCCAGUUGCUGGUUGACCACUGCCUUUCUCAGCCCUGCAAGAAUGGAGCCACAUGCUUCAGCAGCCUGGCCGGGCCCAGGUGCUAUUGUCCCGAAGGCUACCAGGGUGCUACGUGUGAGCAGAAAGUGGACCCGUGUGCCUCCAGCCCCUGUCACAAUAACGGGACAUGCUACGCCCAGGGCCCUGGCCCCCUGGGGUUCGGCUGUAGCUGCACAGCAGGCUUCACCGGCCCUACAUGUGCCCAGCUGGUGGACUUCUGUGCCCUAAACCCCUGCGCCCACGGGGUCUGCCGCAGCGUGGGUAACAGCUACAGGUGUAUGUGUGUCCCAGGCUACCAUGGCUUGUACUGUGAAGAGGAGUACAAUGAGUGUCUGUCUGCCCCCUGCCAGAACUAUGCCACCUGUAGGGAUCUCAUCAAUGCCUAUGAGUGUGUCUGCACACCACAGUUUGAAGGCAGACACUGUGAAAUAUACAAGGAUCCAUGUCUGAAGAUGCACUGCCAGAAUGGAGGCCACUGUGAGAGUGCAGGACUCAAUGUUUCCUGUGCCUGCCCACCUGGAUACCUGGGGGAAAAGUGUGAGGUCGACAUUAACGAGUGCGAGAGCAACCCUUGUCACCAUGGAGGAACCUGCGUUGACCAGUCAAAUGGCUUCACCUGUCACUGUCCACCUGGGUGGGUGGGGCCCAGCUGUGAGAUCCACCUGCAGUGGAAGCCAGCACAACACACUGAGGACACCCUGACCAACAUGCCCCGCCACUCCCUCUAUAUCAUCAUCGGAGCGCUGUGUGUGGCCUUUGUUCUCAUGCUCAUCAUCCUCAUCGUGGGCAUCUGCCGCAUCAGCCGCAUCGAGUACCAGGGUUCGUCGCGCCAUGCCUACCAGGAGUUCUACAACUGCCGCAGCAUUGACAGCGAGUUUAGCAAUGCCAUCGCCUCCAUCCGCCACGCCAGAUUUGGCAAGAAGGCCAGGCCUGCCAUGUACGAUGCCACUCCCAUCGCCUAUGAAGACUACAGUCCUGACGACAAGCCCUUGGUUACCCUCAUCAAGACGAAGGAUUUGUAAAACACAACCAUCCCCAACACAUCACAAGCUGUACACUGAUGUACACAUGUGCAUACACCCCACACCCACACACACACACACUCUCACACACACACACACACACACACACACACACACACACACACACACACAUAUAUACAGAAACUCAGUAUAAAUCUUGAAGAAUUUCUUAAGAAAAAAAAUAACAGCAAAAGAAAAUUGAAUGUAAAUUGGAGAAAGAAAAUCCAAUACUCUGUAGUUUAAAAAAAAACUAAUCUGGAUUUUGAUACAUCUAUUUUCCUGUCGAAGUCCACAAUAAGGCUUUAUUGUAGCAUAAGAGCAUACUUUGCAUUACUUAAGUUAUUGAUGAUGAGCGACACUACCAGUAACCCCUGCUGUACAAGAGUGAUGACUUUAGUCUGCACCAGACUGUCUGUCUGUCGGCAGGGCCAGAAACCCACAAGCCUAAAUUUCUAAAGUAUAAACUCAGCAGACAAUGCUGACGGCAGUCCUUGCAGGUGUGGUAGAAAUAGUUGCACUCCUCUAGGUGCAUACACUGUAUCUUUUUCUAUAUCUAAAAAACAAUCUGCUGUAGGUUGCCUUACCUUGUGCAUGGUUAGAUUAGAUGUUAUCUCUGCAUUAUUUUAAAAAUCCUUUGUACUUGGUUGUUGUUGUUUUCUUUCAUUGCAGUUGUAUUUCUCUCUGUCAAGAUUGUGCCAAAUAUUUUUGUUGUUGUUGUAAUUUGUGGUUAGUAGAUCUAAUACACACAUGUAUAAAAUACUAGUCACACACAUUUCCUUUUUAACGAUACAUAUUGUCCUGUUCUUUACAUGCAAGUUUCUCAGUGGUGUAUGAAUAGUAAAGAAAGUGGGUUUACUGAAGUACUGUGUGACCCUACCAUCCUACUGUAUGUAUUUCAGUGAUAUUUAGGAUAAUGGGUAGGUAUUUUUCUCAAUGCACAGAAAAAUAGUUGGUUUUACUAAGUGUACCUGUUUAUGCCAGUGUACAAAUUAACCUCUAGUAUUGACAGUGUUGAAUAGUUUCUGGGUGAGAGUGUCUUUGCUAGCUUUAGGGAGGAGAGGGAAGAGGAGAUUGAGAGGGACGAUAUCUACUCCAGAAUAUAUGUGCUUCUAUGUCCUGCCAAUGGAAAACUCUCUGUCUGUGCAGCUGUGUUGUUCCUCCUAAGGUCAAGCAAUGUUUUACCAAUAGGCUCAGCUAAUCUUCCUUUUUUUCUCUCAUUUUAAACACAGCGACCACAUGAUUACCUAGUAUCUAUGUUGAGUGAUAUAAACAAUAAAGAUUCAAGUGAACAUAACCUUAA